AGCCGAGAGUAUAUCAUGCUAACGAAUCGGUUACCGCAGACCCCCACCUCCUUUACUAUUUGCGAGAUAAGCUAUGACUCCACCGCGGAGGAAAAGAUGAUCGGCGAGGCCAACAAGGGACAAUCGCCUCUCACCAACGACACCACCUGCGGGGUCGGCUGCUUCAAAGGGAAGCUUCUGCAGAGGUUCGCAAACAAAAAAGCCUAUGUCUUCCUCUACGGCCUCCUCGGCUGCGUACUCUCCGCAGCAUACUCUUACUUCAACGGGACAAUAACGACACUGGAAAAACGGUUUAGGAUACCGACAAAAACGACAGGUGUGAUAACCGUUGGAAAUGAUAUCAGCACCCUAUUUGUAUCCAUGGUGCUUAGUUAUUACGCUGGAAAGGGCCACCGGCCUAGGUGGAUAGCCGUCGGAGUCUACACAAUAGUCCUGUUCUGCAUAAUGAACGCCCUUCCGCAUUUUCUCUACGGGCCGGGCGAGGACGCCCUCGGCCUCACUGAGGAGUACGGACGCCUUGACAAUAAGACUGACUUGGACAGGCAUAACCGACAAACACUCUGCCAAAAAGAAGAAUCUGCCGUCAAGUGCGACACAGGAGACGCAGGAAACAUCGCUCCCCAGCUCAUUCUCUUCAUGGCGCAGCUCAUCUCUGGGAUCGGUGGUUCUCUCUACUUUACACUGGGCGUUUCUUACAUGGACGACAACAUCAAAAGAUCGAAAACCCCUGCUCUAGUCAGUUUUUCCUACUUCAUUAGAAUGUUGGGUCCAGCUUUCGGAUAUGCCCUUGCCUCCCUUUGUCUCAAAUUUUAUAUUUCGCCCUCGCUAACUCCAAAAAUCGACAAUCAAGAUCCCAGAUGGCUCGGAGCUUGGUGGGUAGGCUGGCUCCUUUUGGCCGCAAUAAUGUUCGUUUCGGCAUCACUUCUCGGUCUGUUUCCCAAAACACUGCCCAGAGCUGCAAUAAGGAAGGCACAGGAGCGAGCAUUCAAAGGAAAAGACGCCGACGAAGCUCACGAGCUUCCAGCUUCUUUCCAAGAUAUGAUCAUCACGUUCAAAAGGCUUGUCACAAACCCAACCCUAAUGUGUAACAAUUUCGCCUCGAUCUUCUACUUCAUGGGCUAUAUGCCCUAUUGGAUAUUCAUGCCAAAAUACAUAGAAACAAUGUACAAACAGUCAGCUUCAAGCGCGAGUCUCAUCACUGGAACGGUCGGGCUGGUUUUCUCAGCGUGUGGGAUUUUGAUAAGUGGGCUUGUCAUAACGAAAUUCAGGCCCAAGGCCCGUUCUCUGGCCCUUUGGAACGUCAUCGUCGGCGCCAUAUCCGUCCUAGGUCUGAUCUCCUACGCCUUCCUUGGUUGUUACACUGCAGACCCACAAGGAGUCACCCGAGGGGUCGGCGAUUCGACUUCUAUUCAGCAAUGUUCUGCUGAUUGUUACUGUGAUUACGUCAAGUACACCCCGGUCUGCGCCCACGGGGAAUCGUUCAUCUCCCCCUGUCACGCCGGAUGCAGGAACGUCCAAAUUUUAAACAACGGCUCUAAAUUGUUCACAGACUGCAGCUGUGUGAAGAACAUGACGGACGCAGGUGAUCCACUACCGCAGGUCGCAUCCCCUGGGCCUUGUCCUGUCGACUGCGCUACCAAGUUCUACAUGUUUCUCUCCGUGGUCUGCCUUCUGAAAUUUUCCGGUGCCACCGGGAGAGCCUCUAAUUUUCUAGUCUCAGUCAGGUGUGUCGACGAGGAGGACAAGCCGGUCGCAAUGGGAUUUGGAUUGAUGGUCAUGAGCCUGUUCGCUUUUAUUCCGUCCCCGAUAUUUUUCGGCUACAUAAUAGAUACUACUUGUCUCGUCUGGGGCAAAACAUGUUCUGGGACAGGAAAUUGUUGGCUUUAUAACGGUGAGACUUUGAGGUACAUCCUCAACUUCACUUCGGCAAGUCUGGUGACUAUUGGUACUUUAUUCGACAUGGGAGUAUGGUUUUAUGUCAAGGACCUUAAAAUAUUCGACGAUGAUGAAGAAGAGAUGACGGUCGUCAAAGAUAACGAAAUUAAAAUCUAAAGAUUUAAUGUAAACUUUUUUAUAUAAAAAUUAAUAAUAAAUUAUAUUUUUACUUUA
Messenger RNA from Cimex lectularius (bed bug), 2109 nucleotides. It is a transcript of the gene Oatp58Dc, whose product is annotated as solute carrier organic anion transporter family member 5A1. Gene Ontology annotation, biological process: transmembrane transport; sodium-independent organic anion transport. Gene Ontology annotation, cellular component: membrane. Bases 16 to 2052 code for a protein of 678 amino acids. NCBI's taxonomy places the organism in Eukaryota, Metazoa, Arthropoda, Insecta, Hemiptera, Cimicidae. The record is from RefSeq and is a predicted model, not a curated record. The transcript is spliced from 13 exons.